AUGGCGUUCGCCUCGGCAACAACUACGACAUUGCCGCUUUCCCCUCGACCCAACCGUCCUCCUUACCUCGACCCCUCCCGCAUUUCCCUCUCCUUGAACCCUGACGGUACGCCUCAGGAGCUUGCACGCGGCACCUGUGGCAUUGUGUACGCAGCCAUGUUGGACUCCGCCUGCCCGGUCGCCGCGAAAAUUCUCGAUCAACCACCGGAUCUCUCUUCCAGUACUCGUUCACUCCAAGAAGCACCAUCGAGGCACGGAGCUGUCGCUGAGCGUCAAUUUCAACGAGAAGCACGUCGCUAUGCUGCCUUGCGGAAUGUGGGGGGUGUUGCUGCGUUUUUCGGCGUAGCUCCCCCGACAUCCGACACAAAGCUUUUCGCGACGGAACGAAUGUGGGGCGGUAGCUUACAAGACGCUUUUAGAAAACAUGGUACACUUGAUCCAGCGUCUUCGCUUCGCAUCGCUCAUAAUGUCGCCAUAACCCUCGCAGAACUCCACAGACUUGGCUUCACACACGGCGAUCUCAAAUCUGCAAGCGUUCUCUUCUCACAACCGCUGUCAGCUAGUGCGCCCGUUGCACCGGAGACUGUCAACAUCAAGCUUGUAGGCUUCCAGUUGUCGAGAUCUUUCAGUUCGCAGGUGACUGAUUCCUCGGAUGACGAGGAUAACGAUGAAUCAGUCAGCUCACGAUUUUCUGCCCCCGGCCGUGUCGAAGAUGGUGGUGAGGGUGCCUGGUUUCUUGAGCCGGACGCCCGGGGAACACCUGCAUUCCUGUCUCCGGAGGCGUGGUGUGGAUCAAGGGCUCUGAGGGAUCGCAACGUCGCAGAAAAAGCGGAUGUCUAUGCGCUGGCGAUGUUACUCUAUGAACUUGAGACAGGGACGGUCCCAUGGAAUGAUUUAUCCGAGUGGGGCAUUUAUGUUGCCGUCUGUAAUCAAGGACAGCGGCCGGUAUGGCCGAAUAGACCCGAGCGUAUCCCGGGCUUACGGGCUGUCGUAGAGCAAAGCUGGGUACAAAACCAUCACACGAGGCCGUCGUCGCAGCAAGUCGCAGAGAAACUUCUCAGCCUGCGAGAAGAGCAGGGAUAUACGCACAGCAUUGAUACCACGAUGGGGGACGCGUUGCUCUCAGUCACGGCCCGUUCUAGUGGCGCACAAGGGGAUGCAGCUGUGACGGAAGGAAGUCCGGAAACAACGGAUGGGGUAGAUUUCCCAUCACCAACUUCGCCCGUCUCUGAACGUCGGAGCGCGCCGGACGAAGGUAGCGAGGCCGAGCGCGGCAGCAAGUCAGCCCCAACGAUUCGCGAACACGUGAGCAUCCAGAAAGGACCACAAAUGGACUCAAAGACAACAAAAUAUUUAACAAAAGGACAUGUCCAAAAAAAGCCGCCGGAGCACAGUCGUAAACGGGAUAACAACGCUAUUGCACUCAUUGCUAAGCGUCCUGCGACCCACGCGUUGAAGCCGUGGCCAGCCUCCGCCCGGAACGGCGCAGCUGCUAUGGGGGCAUCUCAAGCAGUUGAAGCGGCCGGAGGGCGGCGGUCGUCCACUCAUCAACCCGUCAUGUACGAUGAAGGCCAAGCUAGCAUGCAACAACCGCAAAUUGCAGCGCGCUCCGCGGGCGGUGGGCACUCUUCCGGGUUUCACGACCAGAAAAUUGCGUCUGCAUUUCCCCCUGAUUUGGCUGCCUUGUCUCUUGAUAGCAGCGCCAUCGCUCUCCCAAAGGAAUCAGUACAGGAAGCAUCGACAAAUCAAGUCUCCGCUACAGACCCCAGCGCAAUUGGCACAUACGAACAUCAUUCCCAUUCUGUUCCAACUCUCAUUCAGAGCUCAAUUGAUACCAGCGAAGCGUUUAACGACCUUCAGAUCGUUCCUUCUGAAACAGUCUUGGAUGCCUCAGUUGAAGAACGAGAAGAUACUCUUGGCGGACAAACAGACAUAGCGAGACCUAUAGAGCAAAGAGAUGAGUUCCAGCGGCAAGUCGAAUCAAGCGUGAGCACUGAUUUAACGGUCCCGGACUCAGUUCGAAGUCUCAACUACGCUUUCAAAACACAAGUGAUGAACAAUGAUUGCGCAGCUCUUUGCAAGGCAUUAGAAGAGAACGAACGACAUCCCUACAAUGCCACACGAAUCUUAGAGGCCCUCUGUGUGCUGCUUGAAAACGACAAGGACAACUGCGAGUAUAUCACAGAGCGCCGCGCUAUGCGUCGUGUCACAGGUAUCGUUUCUCGCUAUGGCAGUACGGAUAGUCGACUGUGCAAAACGGCUUGCCUCAUAGUAUACCGCAUGGCUGCUUGUCAAAGUGUCAAGGCAGAGAGUGAGCUGAGGACUACGGGAUCUUGCGAAAUCGUGCUCAAUUCAAUACAAUGGCAUCCCGCAAAUCUACCUGUCGUUCAAAACGCGGCCUGUGCAAUUAACAUAUUGUGUCGCGUGUCUCCCGUAUUGUGCUCUAUUCUUCUUAAUCUUGGAGGAGCAGAUUGUGCUCUCCGUGUGUUGGCUCGAGGCUCAAAAUCGUUUGGUCGGGAUGUGCCUGUGGCAUCGGCAGGCCUGGAGGUGAUCGGCCUUAUAGCGCAGUCUGCAUCGGGCGUGGAAAUACUCGCUGAGCAUGAGGCAGUGCGAAAAGUACUUGAGUGCUGUGACAUAUUUAAAGACGAACGAAUCGAUCGACAUGUACUCGGAAUACUUUUCUCUUUCACGAGACAUCCGGCUGGUCAGAGCAAGAUUUUAUCAACCACAGGAAGCAUGACAAUUCUGUACCCGCUGAUAGUCAGAAUACGUGAGGGGGUUGAUGCCAGUCAAAAGCUAAAAGUGGCCUGCGACGUUGUGUCUGCCUUGGCAGUAGUUCCUUCCGUCAAGCAACCCCUUGCAAGAAGUGUAUUCCUUUCGAGCUAUGCAGGAGAGGAGAUCGUGCAAGGAGUCGGAGCUUGUGCGCAGCGAAGUGCUGGUGAGACUAAUCUUUCUGACGCCGCAUUGAUGGUUGCUGGUUUUGAAUGCUUCAGGAGCAUGUCAUCCCUUGGUCAAGACGUCUGUGGCGCACUACAAAUGGCGAAAAUUUUCGAGGUAACAAGAACAAUACUAGAACGAUUUUCAAUGGAUAGAAGGAUUGCCGCCGAGGCGCUACUCUUCUUGCAUGCAAUAUUGAGGGGGCUUCGCGGUUUAUCUUUCGGAGGACAUGUAGAGAUCGUCUCACAUAUACUUAAUCAGUUACAGAAUCGAUGGCAGGCUGACGCUCAAUUGCGCACCUAUAUUGCCGAAGCCAAACGAGUCAUUAAUAAUUCGUCGAACCAGGAUGAGAGCCAGCUCGCGGAAACUGUGCCUACACCGGAACUCGCCGAGUCAAAAAACCAGCCGCGUACAAGACUGCGCUUGUUUUUGAGAAGGCAGUCAUGGAAGAAUCGAUAAAUUGUCAAUAACCGUCGGAUUUUGGGCAAACAUGCAUGUGGCCGACUGCCAUGAUGGUGAUUGUCCUGGACGAAAGCUCAAGUAUAGUAAGUCGUCGUGUAAUUUGUACAGUAAACACCACUGCGCUAUUAAGUGCA
Messenger RNA from Chondrus crispus (carragheen), 3533 nucleotides. RefSeq lists its product as hypothetical. Gene Ontology annotation, molecular function: protein kinase activity; ATP binding. The record is from RefSeq and is a predicted model, not a curated record. Gene Ontology annotation, biological process: protein phosphorylation. The transcript is spliced from 2 exons. The coding region runs from base 1 to 3396 and encodes 1131 amino acids. NCBI's taxonomy places the organism in Eukaryota, Rhodophyta, Florideophyceae, Gigartinales, Gigartinaceae.